GUGUCUGGCGGUACUUGAAAGGCAAAGAUAUCGUGGCCCAGGAGAACCUGCUGGAUGGUGGCAACAAGGUGGUGAUCAGCGGUUUUGGAGACCCCCUCAUCUGUGACAACCAAGUGUCCACUGGAGACACCAGGAUCUUUUUUGUGAACCCGGCACCUCCCUACCUGUGGCCAGCUCACAAGAAUGAGCUGAUGCUCAACUCCAGCCUCAUGCGGAUCACUCUGCGGAACUUGGAGGAGGUGGAGUUCUGUGUAGAAGACAAACCCGGGACCCACUUCACGCCCGUGCCUCCAGCACCUCCUGAUGUGUGCAGGGGAAUGCUGUGUGGCUUUGGGGCCGUGUGCGAGCCCAGUGAGGAAGAUCCAGGCCGAGCCUCCUGCGUGUGCAAGAAGAGUCCCUGCCCCCUGGUCGUGGCGCCUGUGUGUGGCUCGGACGCCUCGACCUACAGCAACGAGUGUGAGCUGCAGCGUGCGCAGUGCAGGCAGCAGCGGCGCAUCCGCCUGCUCCGCCGCGGGCCCUGUGGGUCUCCGGAUCCCUGUGCCAAUGUGACCUGCAGCUUCGGCAGCACCUGUGCACGCUCACCGGACGGGCGGAGCGCCUCGUGUGUAUGCCCCACGACGUGCCCCGGGGCCCCCGAGGGCACGGUGUGCGGAAGCGAUGGCGUUAACUACCCCAGUGAGUGCCAGCUGCUACGCCAUGCCUGCACCCGCCAGGAACACAUCUUCAGGAAGUUCAACGGCCCCUGUGACCCCUGCCAGGGUACGCCAGCCGACCCGAGCCGCCUCUGCCGCGUAGACCCUCACACGCGGCGCCCGCAGAUGCUCCUGCGGCCAGAGAGCUGCCCUUCCCAGCAGGCGCCCGUGUGUGGGGAUGAUGGGGUCACCUACGAAAACGACUGUGUCAUGGACCGCACCUCCGCUGCCCGAGGCCUGCUCGUCCAGAAGGUGCACUCCGGCCGGUGCCAGCCUCGAGACCAGUGUGUGGAGGCCUGCCGGUUCGGUGCCGUGUGCCUGUCGCACCGAGGGCGUGCCCGUUGCUCCUGCGACCGGGUCACCUGUGACGGGGCCUAUCGGCCUGUGUGCGCCCAGGACGGGCGCACCUACGACAAUGACUGCUGGCGCCAGCAGGCCGAGUGCCGGCAGCAGCGCGCCAUCCCCGCCAAGCACCGGGGCCCCUGUGCCCAGGCCCCGUCCCCGUGCCGUGGGGUGCAGUGUGCGUUCGGGGCGACGUGUACGGUGAAGAAUGGGGAAGCCGUGUGCGAGUGCCAGCAGGCGUGCUCAGGCGUCUACGACCCUGUGUGUGGCAGUGACGGCGUCACCUACGGCAGCGCGUGCGAGCUGGGGGCCAUGGCCUGCGCCCUCGGGCGGGAGAUCCGGGUGGUCCGCAGAGGACCCUGUGACCGAUGUGGGCAGUGCCGCUUCGGAGCUCUCUGCGAGGUGGAGACUGGGCGCUGUGUGUGCCCCUCUGAGUGUGUGGCCUCGGCCCAACCCGUGUGCGGCUCGGAUGGGCGCACGUACGCCAGCGAGUGUGAGCUGCACGUCCACGCCUGUACACACCAGAUCAGUCUCCACGUGGCCUCUGUCGGGCACUGCCAGACCUGUGGAAACACCGUGUGUGCCUUUGGGGCAGUGUGCUCCUCUGGACAGUGUGUGUGUCCUCGGUGCGAGCACCCCCCCCCUGGCCCUGUGUGCGGCAGUGACGGCGUCACCUACGGCAGUACGUGUGAACUACAGGAAGCCGCCUGCCGGCAGCAGAUGCACCUCGAGGAGGCCCGGCCGGGGCCGUGCGAGCAGCCGGAGUGUGGCUCGGGAGGCUCCGGCUCGGGAGAGGACGGCGAGUGUGAGCAGGAGCUCUGCCGGCAGCGCGGUGGCGUCUGGGACGAGGACUCGGAGGACGGGCCCUGCGUCUGUGACUUCAGCUGCCAGGGUGUCCUGAGGAGCCCGGUCUGUGGCUCAGAUGGUGUUACCUACGGCACAGAGUGUGACCUGAAGAAGGCCAGGUGUGAGUCACAGCGAGAGCUGUAUGUGGUCGGACAAGGGGCCUGCCGCAGUACCACAUUGGCCCCAUUGCUGCCUGAGGCCCUAACACACUGUACCCAGACACCGUAUGGCUGCUGUCAGGAUAAUGUCACUGCGGCCCGGGGCGUGGGCCUGGCUGGUUGCCCCGGGACUUGUCGGUGCAACCCGCAUGGCUCCUACGGGGCCACCUGUGACCCGGCCUCCGGCCAGUGCUCCUGCCGGCCAGGUGUGGGUGGCCUCAGAUGCGACCGAUGUGAGCCCGGCUUCUGGAACUUCCGUGGCAUUGUCACCAAUGGCCAAAGCGGCUGUACUCCCUGCAGCUGUGACCCUUGGGGUGCAGUGCGGGAUGACUGUGAGCAGAUGACCGGACUGUGCUCCUGUAGGCCUGGUGUGGCCGGUCCCAAGUGCGGGCAGUGUCCAGAUGGUCACGUCCUGGGCCCCACCGGCUGUGAGGCAGAUUCCCGGGCACCCGAGACCUGUGUGGAGAUGCGCUGUGAGUUUGGCGCCUCCUGUGUGGAGGAGGGCGGCUCUGCUCACUGUGUCUGCCCCGUCCUCGCUUGCCUGGAGGCCAGUGCCACCAAGGUCUGCGGGUCAGACGGUGUCACCUACGGCAAUGAGUGCCAGCUGAAGACCAUCGCCUGCCGCCAGAGGCUGAACAUCUCCACCCAGAGCCUGGGCCCGUGUCAGGAGGCCGUUCCUGUGGCUUACCCCACCAGCCCAGGGCACGUCUCGAGCGAGGCCUCGCCACCUUCGCCCGGCACCCUCCCGCUGGCUCCCAGUAGCAGCCCCCGGGCCUGGACCACCCCUGCGGCGUCAUCGCCCCCACAGACCACAGCCAGCCUCCCCAGGACCACUGUGUGGCCCAUGCGGACCCUGCCACCCACAGCACCCUCCACCGUGUCCAGUCUCGCCCUGUCUGCCUUCGGUGAAUCCGGCAGUGCCGACGGCAGUGGUGAUGAGGAGCUGAGUGGGGACCAGGAGGCCAGUGGGGGAGGCUCUGGGGGCCUCGAGCCUCCCGACAGCAGCCGUGAGGUAACCCACGGGCUGCCCGUCGAAAGGGCUUCCUGCUACAACUCACCUUUGGGCUGCUGCUCGGAUGGCCAGACACCCUCCCUGGACGCAGAGGGCUCUAACUGCCCGGCUACCAAGGCCUUCCAGGGAGUGCUGGAACUGGAGGGGGUCGAGGGGCAGGAGCUGUUCUACACGCCUGAGAUGGCUGACCCCAAGUCAGAGCUGUUUGGGGAGACUGCCAGGAGCAUUGAGAGCGCGCUGGACGACCUGUUCCGGAACUCAGAUGUAAAGAAGGACUACCGAAGUGUCCGCCUGAGGGACCUGGGGCCUGGCAGAUCGGUGCGCGCCAUGGUGGAUGUGCACUUUGACCCCACCACAGCCUAUCAGGCGCCCGAUGUGGGCCGGGCCUUGCUCCGACAGAUCCAGGCGUCCAGACGCCGGGCCCUGGUGGUGAGGAAGCCUCUUCAGGAACACGUGCGGUUCAUGGACUUCGACUGGUUUCCGGCGUUCGUCACGGGAGCUGCAACAGGAGCCACAGCCAGAGCAGCUACUGUGGGCCGACUGCCCUCCUCGGCCGUGACCCCGGUGGGCCGACUGCCCUCCUCGGCCGUGACCCCACGUGCCUACCCCACUCACACUAGCUGGCCCAUCGGCAGGACCCCAGCGCCCCCUGCCACUCGACGGCCACCCACCACUGCCCCCAGCCGUGGCCGGACUCUGCCUCUGGGUCCCCAUCAGCUGUCCCUUCCCUGUGAUUCCCAGCCCUGCCUGUAUGGGGGGACCUGCCAGGACCAGGACUCUGGCAAGGGCUUUGCCUGCAGCUGCCCUGCCGGCAGAGGAGGCGCCGUCUGUGAGGAGGCGCUCCGCUCCUCCGUGCCAGCCUUUGGGGGCCACUCCUUUCUUGCCUUCCCUACCCUGCGUGCCUACCACACCCUGCGCCUGUCGCUGGAAUUCCGGGCUUUGGAGCCUCAGGGACUUCUGCUCUACAAUGGCAAUGCACGCGGCAAGGACUUCCUGGCACUGGCACUGCUGGGUGGGCAUGUGCAGUUCAGGUUUGAUACAGGUUCAGGGCCAGCAGUGCUGACCAGCUUGGUGCCGGUGGAGCCCGGGCAGUGGCACCGACUGGAACUGUCACGACAUUGGCGCCAGGGCACGCUCUCCGUGGAUGGCGAGACCCCAGUGGUGGGUGAGAGUCCCAGUGGCACCGAUGGCCUCAACCUGGACACGGACCUCUUUGUGGGCGGCAUCCCAGAGGACCAGGCUGCCGUGGUGCUUGAGAGGACCUCGGUUGGUGUUGGCCUGAGGGGCUGCAUCCGCCUGCUGGACGUUAACAACCAGCAGCUGGAGCUCGGCAGCUGGCGGGGGGCGGCCCGAGGCUCUGGCGUGGGCGAGUGUGGCGACCAAGCCUGUGUGCCGAGCCCCUGCCACGGUGGGGCUCCGUGCCGGGAGCUGGGAGCUGGCGUGUUCCACUGCCAGUGCCCGCCUGGCCGCUUCGGUCCCACGUGUGCAGAUGAAGAGAGCCCCUGCCAGCCAAACCCCUGCCCGGGGGCAGCGCCCUGCCACGUCCUGCCCAGGGGUGGGGCCGAGUGCGAGUGUCCCCCGGGACGUGAGGGGGCCCUCUGCCAGACAGUCUCAGAGAGGGGUUCCAGCUCUCGACCCUUCCUGGCUGACUUCAGUGGCUUCUCCUACCUGGAACUGAAAGGCUUGCACACCUUUGAAAGAGACCUGGGGGAGAAGAUGGAGCUGGAGCUGGUGUUCCUGGCCCGUGACCCCAACGGCCUGCUCCUCUACAAUGGGCAGAAGACCGAUGGCAAGGGGGACUUUGUGUCCCUGGCACUGCGCGAUGGGCGUCUGGAGUUCCGCUAUGAUCUGGGCAAGGGGGCUGCAGUCAUCAGGAGCAAGGAACCCAUAGCCCUGGGUGCCUGGACCAGGGUCUCCGUGGAGCGAAGUGGCCGCAAGGGCGCCCUCCGUGUGGGCGACGGGCCCCGCGUACUGGGGGAGUCGCCAGUGCCGCACACCAUGCUGAACCUGAAGGAGCCGCUCUAUGUGGGCGGCGCUCCGGACUUCAGCAAGCUGGCUCGGGCCGCCGCGGUGUCGUCUGGCUUUAACGGUGCCAUCCAGCUGCUCUCCCUCAAAGGCCAGCAGCUGCUGACCCAGGAGCACAUGCUGCGGGCGGUGGAUGUCUCAUCCUUUGCAGAUCACCCUUGUACCCAAGCCUCAGGGCACCCCUGCCUCCACGGGGCCUCGUGUCUCCCAAAGGGGGCCGACUAUGAAUGCCUGUGUCCUGGGGGCUUCUCAGGGCGGCGCUGCGAGAAGGGACUGGUUGAAAAAUCGGCAGGGGACCUGGAGACACUGGCCUUUGAUGGACAGACCUACAUUGAGUACCUCAAUGCAGUGACCGAGAGAAAGGCGCUCCAGAGCAACCACUUUGAGCUGAGCCUGCGCACCGAGGCCACUCAGGGGCUAGUCCUGUGGAGCGGCAAGGUCACGGGGCCUUCGGACUAUGUGGCCCUGGCCAUUGUGGAUGGACGCCUGCAGUUGAGCUACGACCUGGGCUCCCAACCUGUGGUGCUGCGCUCCACCGUGAGGGUCAACACCAACCGCUGGCUGCGGGUCAGGGCUCACAGGGAACAGAGGGAAGGCUCCCUUCAGGUGGGCAACGAGGCCCCGGUGACGGGCUCCUCCCCUCUGGGAGCCACACAGCUGGAUACCGACGGGACCCUGUGGCUUGGAGGCGUGCAGAAGCUGCCUGUGGGCCAGACCCUGCCCAAGGCCUACAGCACAGGCUUCGUGGGCUGCCUGCGGGAUGUCGUGGUGGGCCUGCGCCCGCUUCAUCUGCUGGAAGAUGCGGUCACCAAGCCAGAACUUCAGCCCUGCGCUGCCCCCUGACCCGGCACUGGAGCGCCCCCCUCCCUGCUGUAAUUAUUUUCUAUUUUUGUAAACUUGUUGCUUUUUGAUAUGAUUUUCUUGCCUGUGUGUUGGCCAGAGAGACUGUUGGCCAGCCUCCCUUCCGUCCAGGCAGCUACGCUGUGGAGACAAACCAGUGCCAAGAGACUCGAAGGGGCAACGUGGCAGCCGGAGCACGGGGCUCAGAGGCCGCCUCGGGUCGCACUGUGCAUCUGUGCCUGUCCACCUGUGCUGGUCCCUACUGUCCCCUGCUCCCCCACGCCACCCCCACUGCAUCGGACGAGAGCUAUGUACCAGAGCAGGAGGAGAUGGCCCUUCUUGGUUGCAAUGUGAACUGCUUCUUUCUUCCUGUGUGUGCUUUGGGCUAGCCUUACCCCAGACUAGCCUGGACUCCAAGGCCAUGUGCCAGUACUGUGACUUAGCAACAAUGUUAGCUUUGGAGCUAUCCUCCGCCUCCACUGAAUGUCCACCAGUUCUAGGGCACUGAAGGUAGAAGCCAGACCCCAACUCGUCUAAGGUGCCCUGACUGGCCCUCAGCUGGCCUCGCCCAUUAACCCCCACCCUGGAAGAGACUGUCUCCACCACCGGCUCCACGCCCCCUGAGGAGCUCCAGAGGGCAAGUGGGCCAGUAUGUGUGAAUGGUUUACCUCCAUUGCCCCACUGCAUGGAAAGCCAGCAGCAACUUCUCAAGAAUGGCUAUCCAGGCCUGAGCGCCAAAUACGUUCUUCAUGGUUUACUUGAUCUGCCUGGAACGGCAGAGCCGCCAG
Messenger RNA from Dipodomys ordii (Ord's kangaroo rat), 6703 nucleotides. RefSeq names its product agrin (gene Agrn). Lineage: Eukaryota; Metazoa; Chordata; Mammalia; Rodentia; Heteromyidae. Gene Ontology annotation, biological process: receptor clustering; G protein-coupled acetylcholine receptor signaling pathway. Bases 192 to 5918 code for a protein of 1908 amino acids. Gene Ontology annotation, molecular function: calcium ion binding; laminin binding. The transcript is spliced from 35 exons. The record is from RefSeq and is a predicted model, not a curated record.